UUUAAAUCAGAACAUUCCACCGCCCAUCAGUACCCCGGAGUCUCUGCUCAGUCAGACUUCAGAUCAGCAUAAAGGCGAAGAUAUAACAUCCAUGUUCAAACAAUUCUUUUCGAAAGCUGCAAACAGCAAGCCACAGACGAGUGAAGCACCUGCUGCAAGUUGGAACCCGAGUUGGACUGCUGCCAGCAGCAUAGGAUCUAUGUGGGACAUGCCGAUUACAAAGCCAGAAAUGAAGACAGAACAGCAGAUUCUAGAGGAGCAGUUGAGGCAGCGUAAAGAGGCUGAGGACAAAGAGAUCCGUGAAAAGGAGCAAAAACGACAGAUCGAAGAGGCUCAACAGCAAGCUUUGAAAAAUAAGGAGAAGGAAAAGGAAAAGGCCAAAAAGCAACAGCAGGAAUUGGAGGAAAAGGCUAAGGCGAAGAAAGAAGCCGAGGAGAAGGAAAAGGCCGAGCAAAAGCGCAAGCAGCAACUGGCCGAACAGCAAAAGAAACAGCAGCAGGAGCAGGAGCAACGCGAAAAGAAGGAGCAGGAAGCCAAAGCGAAACGGGAAGCCGAAGAGAAGCGCCUGCGAGAAUUGGAGGAGAAGCGAAGGCUGAAGGAGGAGAGGAAAGAGGCGGAGCUAAAGAGGAAGCAGGAAGCCGAAAUGAGUAUUAAGAAGAAGCAGGAGGCGGAGCAGGAGAAGGCCAAGGAGGAAGCGAGACAGAGACAACUUGAGGAGGAGAGAGAACGCGAGAAGGAAAGGGAAAAGGAGAGGCAGAAGGCUGCUGCGGCCGAAGCCAAGAAGCAACAACAAUUGCAACAGCAGCAGCAAGCUGCCGCCGCCGCCGCAGCAGCUGCUGCUAUGGCAAGCAGCAACAAAUCAGCACCAUGGAGGCCUUCAACGGAAUCAUCACCGAAUUCUGUGAGCAGCCUGAGCCUUGCCGAGAUUCAGAGACUUGAAAAGGAAAAGAAGGCCGAACAACUUAAGGAACAGCAAGCGCAGCAAUUGGCUAUGCGCCAGCAGGCGGCUUUGCUCAGGGAGCAGGAGUUGGCGGCUGCAAAUGAGCGUUCUGCAAUGCAAUUGAAAUGGGCUAACCAGAAACCACAGAAUUCUGGCAAAGUUAAGUCUUUGGCAGAAAUUCAAGCUGAAGAGAUGGCCAAGCAACAAGCUGCUGAUCGUUUAGCAGCCCAGCAACGAGAACGUGAAUCACCAGUUGUGAUUCAACAAAGCCCUAGCAUUUGGUCGAGUGCUUCAUCUCUGAAUUGGUCAUCAACUGCUUGGAGCUCCAAUGCCGGUUUCUGGGAUGAACCCCCAACAACUGUGAAUGCUGCCCAAAACAAAAACCAAGCCAAGUCCAACGGCAAACAAAAUAGCCCCAAAAACCAAUCUGUAAAUAAGGUCAAUGCUGUUGCCAAUCACGUCAAUCACAAUGGUAACCAGAAGACGAACUCUGUGCCAUCGAAGCAAGACAAGAACACCGCUGUCAAUAAUAACAUCAAUUCUAAUAACAAGAAAAAGAAGAAUAAUGACAAAGACGAAUUUACCAACUGGUGUACCAAAGCUAUGUCCUCCAUAAACAGCACCGUCGACGCGCCUACAUUUAUCAGUUUCUUGAGUGAUAUUGAUUCUCCCUUUGAAGUUAAGGACUAUAUACGCACGUAUCUAGGUGAUAGCAAGGAGGCUAUUGAUUUCUCGAAGCAGUUUUUGGAGAAGCGUUCCCGUUUCCGAAAUCAGCAACGUUUGGCUUCUGCACACAUUGAUGAUAUGUGCUCUCCUGCACCAGCCGUUAAUCCUGGAUCAGAGUUUCAUGAGGUAGUAGGUAAAGGCAAGAAGUCGAAGAAGAACAAAAUGCAAAAGGUGGACAGCAGAAUCCUCGGCUUCAACGUCACAGCCGCCCAAGACAGAAUCAACAUUGGAGACCGCGAUUACGGUGACGCCAAUUAAUAAAAUGUGCUUAAAACGCGAAGUGAAAAAAGUUUUGUUAAAGUAAAUUUUGUUGAAGGAUUGUUAAUAUAACAAGAAUAAUGAAAUUAUACCUUUCAGUGAUAUAUGAACCAACUUGAAUUGACUAGAGUUCCUCCUUCUCCUCCGUACGUACAAUAUAAUAAAUAUUAUUUGUCAUACAUUGCUCCGAUACAAAAGUUCAUUUACAUUGCAAAUGAUUUUGCAAACACUUAACAUUAUAAUUUUAAUUAAUUCACUUGCAACAGUUGCAAUAUAAUUUUAUUAUUGAGUUUUUUUCCUUAUAAUUAGAUUGUAAGAAGGCCAGAUAUUUAA
Messenger RNA from Ctenocephalides felis (cat flea), 2257 nucleotides. RefSeq names its product GRB10-interacting GYF protein 2-like. NCBI's taxonomy places the organism in Eukaryota, Metazoa, Arthropoda, Insecta, Siphonaptera, Pulicidae. The transcript has 10 exons. The record is from RefSeq and is a predicted model, not a curated record. Bases 92 to 1924 code for a protein of 610 amino acids.